[Torrubiella] hemipterigena is the source of this 2597-nucleotide messenger RNA. The record is from the annotation of a GenBank genome assembly. NCBI's taxonomy places the organism in Eukaryota, Fungi, Ascomycota, Sordariomycetes, Hypocreales, Clavicipitaceae.
UCGCGUUAAUUUCCAAUAAAUUAUAUCCUCCAUUUCCCAUCUCCUUCCAAAUUCUGCAUAAUAAGCUUACUAACUUGCUGUAAGCCCUCGGCCGGGGACCGGAUGACCGCUAAACCUACUUCGGCCAGCUUCCUUUGCCCCGAACCCAAAUCUCCAGCAAUUCUCCACUGAAAAUCCACAACUCCAUGCUUCAUUACCCGAUUCUAUGAUAAUUCUCUGCCAAAAAGCCCGCGCUCCCUCUUUUUUUCGCACGCUUCAUAAACUCUUCCACACCUACUCUCUUCUUUUUCUUCCUCUCUUCUCGACAAUCACCAGUCUUGCAUACUGCUGCACACCAGACGAACACCACCAUCAUCCCAACUGCCGCCCCCCCCGCGCCCACGCUGACAACGAACCCCACGUCCAAGCUUCACCACCACGUUACAUGUGAUCUGACACCCCCAGACAAAUCUGCUUCAUUGUCACAAGCUUCCACGAACCGCGUGGUCCCGUGAACCGAAAAUCUCUGCCCUUCUCUCAUUCGCGAACAGCAUUUUUAUCGCCAGCAGCAUCACGAGCAACGCUUCGCUUUUCCCUCCUCUCCUCUCUCUCUCCCCGCCAACGGCGUCAUCCACCACCACCCAAAAAGAUGACAGCCAUGACCUCCAUCGCUCCUCCAAACCUCCACGAACGACUCUCCCCCAUCCUCGCAGCGAUCCCGCCGGCCGCCGCAUCUCCGCACCCAGCAGAAGGCGUUCUCCCCUUUCUCUCGCCGAUCCUCCGCCAGCGCGUCAACAUCCUCUCGAGCUCUAGCACAGACCCGUGGCUUCGCCUACUCUGCUACGAUGUGUCCAAAGCCGCACAACUGACAGGCAUCGCCGCCAGCGGAGCUCUUGAGCCGCACCCCGUGUCCGGCGAGGUAGAGGUCGACUGGGACUACGACGCAGAGACGAGAUAUCGCCGCGUUGACAACGAGACACUGCAAGCCCUCGUCGUUCUGAGCGAAAUUGGCCUCGCAUUCCAGCUAGUAUACUGCAUCAACGAUGCCGAGGGCGGCGGCGACGGCUGGCGAGUCGGCGAGCUCACACCGGCGGACAAGUCGUCCCCGUUCUCCAAGUUUGGCGGCGUAUCGUCCAUUGCAGAGGCCGAGCGCCAGUUCAAAGACAAGAGCGCAGGCCCGCCGGCCAGCUCUUCUCUCGCCGUAAGCGCCCCAGCUGUCUCUGCAGAUGCCAUGGAUGAGGACGACGAUGAUGGAUACUGGGCACAAUAUGACGCCACGCCGGCCAACCGUACACCUGCGGACAACCGCUCACCGGCGCCUGGCGCCGCUUCCAACGGCAGUGCGUCGGCUUCGUACUCCAACGGAGCCUCGCUGCGCCGUGACAACGACGACGACGACUACUAUGCACAAUACGAUGACGUCCAGCCGGCCAUGGACAACUACGACCCGGACGAAGCGCCGGCCGCUGCCGAAAUCUCACCCCCUCUUGGCUUUGGUCUCCCUGCAUCUUCGUCCUCCACAUCCAACAUCCUCGCCCCAGCCCCUAUCCCCGUAUCCGCGGCUGCCCUGGCCGCUGCCGCCGCCGCAGCAUCGUCUCCCAGCGACACCUCGUAUCUUGCAGCAGCUGCCGCUCUAGCACACCCUCGCCCUGAGUCGAGCGCGUCGUCCAACGGCUCGCAAACCGUAGCAAGGCUAGAGGCUACCGCUGGCAUGAAGGAGCAGAGUGAGUUUGGCGUAAAGCAACAUGUAUCCCGAAGCAUCCGCAGCCUGUUUCUGCUGUCCCGGGCGUCCGGCAUCGAUCGGGAGGAAUUCUCCCGCCUUGUCCAGACAGAAAUGGACCUUUUGUCUCUCUCGGACGAGGAGUAGAAAAAAAAACACGCCGAAUCAUUCAGAGGAAGAAGAACAUGCACUCCUGGCUCUCUUCCAUUUCGUCGAUAUCAGGCUGGAGGCGCCUGUCGCUCUUUCUUUUCUACCGAGCGCCGUACCAGGUUCCUUUUUUUUAUCGCCCUCAUCUCCCACAUGCAGAAACGCAAAAGGCCAUCAUCCGCCCCCAAAGCCUUGCUCGCUCAACCAACCUUUCGGCAGACGGCCAACUAAACAAGCCGACCGGCAUUUGGGGCGACUGGGGUGGUCCCCGAAAAGACCACCAAUAAUGAUGCCCUACAGCCUCAGCUGCGCCUUUCAUUUCAGUCAGUUCGGGCCGUCCGUUGUUGUGCGAGUGAAAUGGCGCUGUAGCUCUGCCGCGAUUGGUCGCUCCGUUUACCCAUAAGGCUGAAUGGCGAUCCUUCGUAUCUGCCCAAGCACUGGAACUUUGGAAGGCUGCAUCUCCGCACCCUUUUUUUUUAAACAUUUGAUUCUCAUCACUGCCGAGAGAAGGGGCUUCUUUCGAUUCUUCUUUUUAUUCUGUUUCUUCUUGUUUUUUUAUACGCGAAUUGAAUUACCAUUUGUGGAAGCAUCUUGCGAGCAUAGCGUCAUCUCCCAGUCCAAUGGGAGCAUUCUUUUAACACCCCUUUUUUAUUGUUUUGGGUAAUCGUUUCGUACUAUAGAUGAGUUAGGGAUCCAUUUCGAGAGCAAAAAAGUAAAUACAAAGCAUUUGCAUAUAAUAAUUCCUGAUUUG